AUGAAAUGCGCGCACAGUAGUUGCCCAAGCAACCGAAUACGAAAGGACGGGGAAUACCAGCCGUUCUGCUCAUGUCACACGGCAUGCACGAGCUCUCAAUGCACAAGAGACAAGAAACGAAGCUCCGAGUUUUGCAGCCUGCACACCUGCCACAUCGGCGACUGCAGCAAACGCUGUAUUGGCGACCACUUCUACUGCAGUGAUCAUAUCUGUGAACUCGACAUGUGCCGUAACCCGCGAACAUUCUAUUUAGAAAGGGACAACGUCGUGCUUACCCGCUACUGUCCCAUCCAUAACUGCGAAAUCUCAAGCUGCAACAACCUCAAAAUGAUCGACCCAGACAGCUACCCACCCCUCACCAUGUGCGGACAGCAGUACGACGAAUCCCUCGACCCCCCUCCCCUUCCCGGCUCCCCCCGCACCGCUCCCCCACCCGACGCCAUAACCUUCAAAACCCUCUCCUCCCAACUCGCCAAGCUGCAACGCACAGCCGAUAACAUAGAGGCGAACUCCUAUUUCAACAACGGCGGCGCUGGAGUCGGGGGCGGUGGGGGUGGGGCAGGAGUUGCCCAAGCGAGGGCGGCGGAGGAGGCGGCGGAGACGAGGAGGAGGUUGGAGGAGGUGUUGAGGCAGCAGGGGUGGGGCAGGGGGUGCCCAAGCGAGGGCGGCGGAGGAGGCGGGGGAGGCGAGGAGGAGGUUGGAGGAGGUUGGAGGAGGUUGGAGGAGGUUGGAGGAUGUUGGAGGAGGUUGGAGGAGGUUGGAGGAGGUUGGAGGAGGUUGGAGGAGGUUGGAGGAGGUGUUGAGGCAGCAGGGGGGGUUGAUGCAUAG
This is a messenger RNA of Pseudogymnoascus destructans, 828 nucleotides long. RefSeq lists its product as uncharacterized. The record is from RefSeq and is a predicted model, not a curated record. NCBI's taxonomy places the organism in Eukaryota, Fungi, Ascomycota, Leotiomycetes, Thelebolales, Thelebolaceae. The coding region runs from base 1 to 828 and encodes 275 amino acids. The transcript has 6 exons.